Rodentolepis nana is the source of this 1512-nucleotide messenger RNA. NCBI's taxonomy places the organism in Eukaryota, Metazoa, Platyhelminthes, Cestoda, Cyclophyllidea, Hymenolepididae. The record is from the annotation of a GenBank genome assembly.
AUGGCAAAAGAUCAAUCAAUGAGCGUCUUGAAUGGUUCUGUAGAGCUGAAUAAUGAGGAUUCAGGUUUAUGUUCUAGUUCUUCGGCUAGUAAUGAAGCAAGACUUCCUUCUGAAAAUGCGUAUGCAUCCCAUCAUAUUUCGGAUUUGACACCACUUCGAGGCAACUAUACCGGAAUUUCUCCGUCUAACUCGAGCAGCGCACCCGGAACGUUUGCCUUGCCCUCUUCUCUUACUACCACAAGCAGUAGUCCCAGCAACCAUCCCUCUCCACAAAAUAGGUUUUGUCAAAGUGGUCCCUCUGGCUCUCAUUAUGAAAGUCCUGGCACAUAUCAGCCCCACGAGUUAGUCCAAUCGGUUAAUCCUAAAGAUUCUUCACAAUGGAAGACCAAACGUAAAAGAGGCCGACCACCAAAGGCUAAGGCUGUUGAUAAUAGUAACCAAAUCAGUAGUCGGAAACGCCAAUGGCAUCAGGCUCCAGUGCCGUUGGACAUUAGCCCAGUUCUCUCUCAAUCUUCUACCACCACCUCGUCUCCCUUCACAGGUGGACUAAAAAUUCGUCUUCGUAGGGAUUUGUCAGUGGAAGAACCAGUUUGUGGAAAGAGAGGCAGAGCCAGAAAAUCAAAUAAAAAAUCAGUUUUUCGGAUUGUUGAGUCAUGGUGUGAUGCUGAUGCUCCAGGUGGAUUGGCCGCUAAAACAAUUUCUGCUUCUCCAAUGUCGACUAACCAAAUCCCAGGUGGAUUUCGUAUCGGAGAUGUAGUGUGGGCUAAGAUUGCCGGUUACCCGCAUUGGCCUUCACGAAUCAGUGCACUGUACGCUCGAACACCCCAUCAACUGGCCCAAGUUAAUCCAGAAUGUGCAACGAGUAGUGAUUCACUUGCUGUGACUGCUACACCUUCUGAUCCGUCUCUGGCGGCCGGAUUUACUGCUAAAGUGGAGUGGUUUGCUUGGGAUCAGUGUUCUUAUCUCAGUUGUGCAAAACUCUUUCCCUUUACAGAGUACUUCAGUAAACUCUAUAGCCCACGAACUCGAGUAAAAAAUUAUGCCGAAGCGAUCAAUAUGGCUAAAAAGGUUGUAGAGGCUAGUUUUCCACCUCCACCACCGAUCCCGGAACCACGGAACGAUGCAUCCCUUUCUCUUUCCUUGCCGAGUAGUGCAGAUAUACCAUGUCCCCCUGAUCUCCAAGUCGCUUUCAUUUCACCAACCCAGUCGAAACAAUCUGCCAUCCCUGAGCUUCCUCUUGAUCUGCAUCUUCCAGACCCUACUAUUCCUCCCGUUGGAAAUGAUCCUAUUAAUUUGUCCGAUGGGGGAAAUUUUCCAUUUUUGAACAUAGCAGGAAAUCCGGGAGAGUUUGAUCAAGUUCCAGAACCAUGUUGGGAUCCUUUGCCUCAACUUGAUGUUAGCGGACUAAAUGACUUCAUUUCGGGUGUACCAACUUUUUCAGAUGAUGAGGGGGAAUCCAGUGAAGCAUUGGCUAAUCAACUCAAAACAGAACUAGGCUCUAUUGAACUAUGA